Messenger RNA from Lachancea fermentati, 504 nucleotides. NCBI's taxonomy places the organism in Eukaryota, Fungi, Ascomycota, Saccharomycetes, Saccharomycetales, Saccharomycetaceae. The record is from the annotation of a GenBank genome assembly.
AUGAGGCUUAAUGCGGUGCUAAAGCUGUCGACAAAGACGGGUGUGUCUGCGAAGGAGUGGGUAAAACAAUUGGCACCGCAAUGUAUACCGAAACACGCGUUCUCAGCGCACUUUGACCGGUCCAGCGGACCUGGCGGGCAGAACGUCAACAAGGUUAAUUCUAAGUGCACACUGACGCUGGAAAACUUCUCAACAUGUAUAUGGAUCCCCCAGGAAGUGCGCACGCAACUUCUUUCAAAGGGCUUCAGGUACUACGCCCCGGCCAAAGACAGUGUUGUGGUACAAGCUGACGAAUCACGAAGUAGGGAAACCAACCGACAGCUGUGUCUCGACAAGUUCAUCAAAGAGGUCAAGCAGACCUGCUGGUUUGCCACCCCUACUAGCCCGGAGGACCUACAAAAAUGGCAAGAGAUUAGGAAGAAGACCGGCGAACUGCGUCUUAAGAACAAGAAAAGGAAAAGCGAAACCAAGAAGUUGCGCAAAAAGAGCAACUUCGACUUUUAA